GCGCCAUGGCAGUGGCGGGCGCGGCGUGGAGCCGGAGCACUCGCGAGUACAGAGUGAUCGCGCGCGCGCCAGUGUUGCAUCUGUGAUAGUGCUUGACUGCGAGUGACUCAAGAGAUCAUUGUGUUGAGCUAUGACAUUAGGGCAUGGGGUCGGCUUGUAGGUGAGCUGGUGGGCAAGAUAUCGGGCGCGCGGCGCGGCUCGGGCGGCGGAGGCUCCCCCAUGGUGCUGGAAGGCGGGCUGCCGGCGCCGCUGCAGCUGUAUGCGGCGGCGGCGGCUCAGCUGGCCCCCCGGCCUCCGUGGCCGCCGUUCCUGCCCUUCUUCGGGGUCCCGCCGCCGUUCCUGGCGCGGCCCAGGCUGCCGCAUCCGAUGCCGGCGCGGGCCCCUCACGGGCCCCCCAGCGAGGACUCCAAUGAGGAUGGUGCCAGUAGUAAAGGUGGUGUCUGCGACGAUGACGGUGACAGCGGCAAGAGGCGGCGCUCCCGAACGAACUUCAACUCCUGGCAGCUCGAGGAGCUGGAGCGAGCAUUCCUCGCGUCACACUACCCUGAUGUGUUCAUGCGGGAGGCUCUGGCUAUGAGGCUGGACCUUAAAGAGAGUAGGGUUGCUGUAUGGUUCCAAAACCGCCGAGCGAAGUGGCGCAAGAAGGAACACACAAAGAAAGGACCAGGUCGGCCAGCUCACAACGCUCACCCGCAGUCCUGCUCCGGAGAGCCCAUACCUCCGCAUGAGCUCAGGGCUAGAGAGAGGGCGAGAAGAAGAAAGAAGUUGGCAAAAGCGUUGGAGAGACAAGCAAGAAAGCUGCGGGCUAAAGGCAUUGCUGUCGACCUGGAGGCUCUGAAAGCAGAGUACCUAGCGCAGCACAAGAACAGUGGGCUUUACUCUGACUCAGACGGGGACGCUGAAGGAGAGGACAGCAUGAUCGAUGUUGUCGGAGGAGACUCCUGCCAUGACUCGGGACCUGAAGACUUCUCACUGUCCGGCAGACUCCGGGCCCCCUCGGGCGCCGACGGCAUGAACCACUCCGACAGCUCCACAUCAGAUGGUCACUCCGCAAGGAACUUCAGCCCCAUCCCGGACCCUCAGCCCUCCUUCUUCAAACACUUCGGCGGAGCCAGCACGAACUUCGAGAAGUUCGAUUUCGACUCCGGCCGAGCUGUCUCCUUAGACCUGAGCGGCGGGGGCCACGCCACCGAACAGGACAUGUCCAAAAACGGGGGAACAAGAAAACAUAAUCCUUUCAGUAUAGAGUCGUUGCUUAACACGUGAAAGUGACUGUAACUUGUGACUAUAGAGGCUCUCGUAUCGUGACUACACCAGUGAAGUUCGCGCUGUGACUCGAGUGGAACAACAGUGACGUAACGUUCUAACAUCCAGGUACUUGUCAUACAAAUGUAGACUUUUGGCUUAGUAUCUUAAGGUGCAAAUUACUUCGGGACCUAAUGAUUCAGCGAAUGUGGCGUCAGUACUGUUGCGCUCGAACAGCCCUACAGGCAUUUCAGAGAUGUUCCUUUGCUUACAGUUAAACAAUUGUUAUUAUCACUAGAAGUAAUCAGCUUGAGUAAAGACUUGAUGAGUACCAUAUAACUACAUAUCUCGUGUGAAUACUAGAUCUAGGUGAUGUAUUAUAUAGGUAGUAGUGUAUAUAAUAAUUAUUAUCUAUAUUUAUUUCCUUUAAUGUUAAUAUAUUUUCUUUACAAUCGGGGCAAUAAUUUUAUAUUGAAAUUGUUGAUGAUGUGGUAAUUUUAUUAUUUUUGAAAUUUUCAAAUUUUAUUUGUUGACUUACCAAAUGACGAAGUUCUUUAAAAUAAUUAAAACUAAUACUAAAGAAAUGCGUUUUGUACACGCGAUCUGCAUAUUUAACGGAACGAAACUUGUAGUACCUAUGACUUGUACGAAGGGCAAUCGGCUUAAAAUGCAAUGCUCAAUUUGUUAACCUUUUCACGAACCACCCGCCAGUUAACGGCUCAAACAGUUAUACUUACAAGUAAACAAAACGCUAACUAAGCCCAUUAGACAAACGCUGUACAAUUUACUUAAUUACGACUCCAUUACCGUAUAAUUCCUUGACAGUAGCACUUUGUAACAAUUACUGCGAUACAUGACAAACCUAACAUUAUCGAGAGAAAAAUAUUAAAGCUGAGCUUAAACCAUUUGUCAACGACAAAUAGCCGAAAUUACAGGCAACCGUGAAAAGUAAAUUGCACGUAUUUCAAUAAUGCUUUCGAAAAAAUAUACAAAAUGAUCUGAAAUUAUUGUGUUUGAUUAUUUCAAAAUCACACAACCGUCGUAAUUAUAUAUACAUUUUUCACACACCACGUUGCAUACAAAUUACAUAAACUAUUCAUAUUUUAUUGGUUUGGUUCACCGCGUAGAACUCAUAAACUUAAGAAAAGUACACAUAAAAUAGUGUGCAAUAAAAUAAGUAUUUAAGAAUUGAAAAUCCAUCUCAUUUUAUAACAGAAAAUAUAAACUUCAAUAAACAUUAAUGCUUUUAUCAACUUCUUUGAUAUAAACGGGCAAGAACUAGAACAAUAGAGGCAUUAAAACUAAUUAAAAAAAUCCAUUUGCCAAAUAAAAAUGGCGGCGCAAAUACAAUUACUAUUGGCGAAAGAAAUACAAUCUCUCGUCGUAAAAUAACAACAAUUAAUGAACGUAUAAUGCGUAACGACCGAUAAGAGAGCCAAUUAGCAAAACAAUAUGGCCGCGCUCACUUUAUUGCCAUUUUUACUUACUCCGCAGUGAGUUUAAUAGGUACAUAACAAUGUGCAACCCGAUUGGUCAUGGAGUUAUUGUCUCGAGCCGUUGGCACGUGAAAUUAUCCUACUUUGACUCGCUAUACAACACUUUUAUGAAUGCCUCGUCGGCUCAAAUCUGAAAGUGGCAAAUAAUUGGGGAAAACGACAGUUUUGCUUUGACCACAAACCAUUGAUCCAAUAUUUGAAUCGGUGAUACCUACAGUUACAAUGUUGCAAUGAUGUAACAAAACUAAUUUCAGUCGAUAACACAAAUUACUGUUUGGUAACAAAACAAUUUGUUCGCGCCAUUUAACAAAAGAAAAACACUGAUAUACGCAAACUCAUGACAUUCAAAAUUAAGUGUCGAGUAACCCCUAGAUAAGUCUGACACCUAUAAAAAUAUAUUUUGUCCAAACAUCGCGGCAAACAACGUUUAUUGCUUGUUAUAAUUGUCAUUUGGUAAUUUUACAACAAUUGACAUUUGACGUCGGCUUAUUUAAUAGUCAGUCGUAACCUACUGACACCAAUUUACAAUCAUCAUAUCCUGACAAUUUAAAGUGAUAAGAUACGUCUUAACCCUCUGAUAACAAUAAAAAAAACUUUUUGAUCUCUUUUUUCUAAAGUCGCACCGAACAGAUUAGAAUAUUAAGGACCGAUACACUUUAAAGAUUUUUAACAUGAAUAUAUAUUGCAAAUUGUUGGCAAGGAUUUUAUUUAGUAAUUUGCAUUUUGUCGCCAUUAAAAUUGAUUAGCAUACAAAUUGUUUUCCUAAUUUAUUCAGGGCUGACUAAACAUAAUAUAAAAUGAUUCUCAUCACGGACAUUAAUUGUAAGAACAUACGAUCGAGCUAAGUUUUCUUUGCGACAUCGUUAUAUUUUAAGUUCGAUUUAUAUUGGAAGUAAUGUGUAGUAAUAAAUAUAAAUGGUUACUAACUGUACAUUUUUGUAGUCGGAAACAAUAUCUUAGGUACAAAAUAUAUUGAUUAAGUUUUAAUUUAUAUUUAUAGAUGAAUGUGAGGUGGAAGACGGAUAUUUGUAAAUUGACUAUCACACUGUAUGUAAGAUGUAAAAAGGUAUGUUACGUGAGUAAUUUAUUGAAUCAAAAUAUAACACGAUUAAACACAAUA
Helicoverpa armigera (cotton bollworm) is the source of this 3861-nucleotide messenger RNA. It is a transcript of the gene OdsH, whose product is annotated as homeobox protein unc-4. Gene Ontology annotation, biological process: regulation of DNA-templated transcription. The transcript is spliced from 4 exons. The coding region runs from base 220 to 1266 and encodes 348 amino acids. Gene Ontology annotation, molecular function: DNA-binding transcription factor activity, RNA polymerase II-specific; sequence-specific double-stranded DNA binding. The record is from RefSeq and is a predicted model, not a curated record. NCBI's taxonomy places the organism in Eukaryota, Metazoa, Arthropoda, Insecta, Lepidoptera, Noctuidae.